AUGUGGUUAUCAUCUCCAUUACGUAUUACGCUAUGCAGACCUCCCCUCGCUUUCCUCUAUUCACAAUCUGCUCGAAAACACCGCCCAUCGUUACCUCGCCUUCCGUCUUCCGUCGGCGCUGCUACCGCAUCGAAUCACCACUUUCUCCUUCGUUCACUACAUUACCACCUCCCCUCGCUUUCCUCUAUUCACAAUCUGCAUCGAACACCGCCGCCACCGUCGUUCCCUCGCCUUCCGUCUUCCGUCGGCGCUGCUACCGCAUCGAAUCACCACUUUCUCCUUCUCCUCGUUACACUACGUACCGUGCUCCAAAGGUUUGAAGCCCUAGUUUUCCCAAUUGAAGCUUCGAUUAGACUUUCAGAUCUAUUGCAAUAUCAGUCUAUAGUUGAUGCAGAGUGGAAUAUCAUUUAUGAUAAGUUGGAUAAAUGUGUGAAGACUGGUGCCAAGAUUGUACUUUCUCGUCUUGCUAUUGGUGAUAUGGCUACACAGACAGAGAUAUCUUCUGUGCUGGAACCGAAGAAACAACAAUUGAAUAUGGGAGUUGCACAAAAAAGUAAUGGCAUGGAGGAGGCAAGACUUGAGAUUGGAAUGGUUUCUAUAUUUACAGGGACCAAAGCUGUUGUUCAGGUUUUUGAAGGAACAUCUGGAAUUGACAAUAAGUUCACCACUGUUCAGUUCACUGGGGAGGUUUUGAAAACUCCUGCCUACCUCGAUAUUUCUGAUGCAAAGAAGAGAAAACAAUUGAGACGCAAUCUUGAUCAAGCCAAAAACUUACUAGAAGCUUUAAUCAAGAGAGAGGAGAAAAAGAGAGAUGUUUUACCUUUUGAUAAUCAUCGUUCACAGAAGAACCUCAUCCCUUUCAGCUUCCAGCUUUCACCUCUGUGUGUGUGGUUGGUUGAACACAAGUUUACCCUUGGAAGCAAUUGAAUUUACUUUUAAUCCACAUUGAUCUUUAUAUGUUUGUUUUUUGAAAUAUUGGAUAAAAUAUAUGGAUUUUGUUUUUUAAAAAUGACAUUUAAUUUUCAUAUUAUAA
Messenger RNA from Lactuca virosa, 1033 nucleotides. Lineage: Eukaryota; Viridiplantae; Streptophyta; Magnoliopsida; Asterales; Asteraceae. The record is from the annotation of a GenBank genome assembly.